UCGUUGACCUCUCCCUCCCCGUCCCUGGGAACCAUCUAGCUUCUCCCUUGUAAAAUGGCCGUAGACUGGACUCAACUCCCACCUGAAUUAAUCGAAAUAAUCUCGAAAAAAAUCACAAUCUACUCCGAUUAUCUCCAUUUCCAAGCAGUCUGCCACGCAUGGAAAUCUUCGAUCCCCAAGACACCCAACCACCUUCCUCCACAACUCCCAUGGCUCCUGCUUCCUCAAUCCCAAUCAAACCAAUCUUCUUACCGUGCUUUCUUCAAUCUCUCCACCUACAAAUUCCACUCCCUUAACCUCCCAGAAGCCUCUCAUCGUAAAAAACACUGUGGUUCUUCUCAUGGCUGGCUCAUAAUCCUAGACGAUUCUCCUUCAAUUCUUGUCAUAAAUCCCUUAACACGAAGGAAAAUUCAUUUGCCUGCGAUAUCUAGUUUUCCUAAUGUUGUUAGCUUCGAUUACGCCAAUGUGGGGCGAGAGUAUUUGCUUGUUAAUCCGCAGGGAGAGCGUUAUACAGCUAGCUUGAGGCAAAUGAGAGACGGGUUUAUAAAGAAAGUUGUUAUGUCUUCAAGCCCUUUGGAAAAGAAGGGAGAUUUCUUCGUGGCGAUGGCGAUUCUUUGUUCAACAGGUGAUUUGGCUUACUGUAAAAAUGGAGAUGAAUGUUGGAAUAUAGUAGAGAAUUCGCGUUCUUUUAGUGAAGAUGUUAUUUAUUUUAAUGGAUUAUUUUAUGCUGUCAAUAAGGCUGGCCAAAUUGUUGUAUGUGAUGUUAAUGGCAAUUCACCUAGGGUUUCGUUUAUCGAAACCCCACGGCAAAUUGGUGGUGAUAUGCAGUAUUUGGUUAGUUCGGGAGAUGGGUUGUUAUUAGUUACAAGGUAUUUGGAUCUUGAUGUUGAGUUUGAUAUUUUUAUCUAUAAAACAGUGAGGUUUGAAGUUUUUAAGCUAGACUUGAAUGGACCAAGGUGGGAGAGGGUGACAAGUUUGGGUGAUAUGAUGUUGUUCAUUGGAGAGAAUUCUUCGCUGGCGUUAUCUGCUUCAGGUUUGUCAGGAUGUAUGGGGGACUGUAUAUAUUACACUGAUGAUUACUCUGCAAAUAAUUAUGAUGGUCAUAUUGGAGAACAUGAUUUGGGCAUUUUCAAAUUAUCGGAUGGAAGCAUUGAACCAUUGCCUUGUUAUCCGCGGAAUUCUUAUUCGCGGUUGCAAUGGCCUCCACCACUUUGGAUUUCGCCCAAUCCAUGCUAAUUCUGGAUGCAUGAUAUAAGUACAAGUGUUUGUCUUGAUUGUGUAAAUGUAAAAUGUGUAAUUAGUUCCUCUGCUCGAAUAGUUCCUUGCAGAAGAAGGGUGUUUUUCGCUGUAAAUUAUGACUCCAUAUGCUCAUGACCUUACUUGUAACAGUGUGUGAUUUCAUCUCCUGGCUUGUUAAUUCCAGGCUUCUAUCAAGCUUAAUUAAUGA
Molecule: messenger RNA, 1447 nt
Organism: Populus nigra (black poplar)
Lineage: Eukaryota; Viridiplantae; Streptophyta; Magnoliopsida; Malpighiales; Salicaceae
Product: F-box protein SKIP23-like
Exons: 1
Coding region: 55-1236 (393 amino acids)
Source: RefSeq, a predicted model, not a curated record